Medioppia subpectinata is the source of this 809-nucleotide messenger RNA. Lineage: Eukaryota; Metazoa; Arthropoda; Arachnida; Sarcoptiformes; Oppiidae. The record is from the annotation of a GenBank genome assembly.
AUGAACACAACGGGGUAUUCAGCCGGUGAUGACAACUCCCAGGCCAUGGUAUGGGAGCCCGAGUGCAACGCUAUGGCCGGUCGACUGUGGCGUAACCUUCACGAGUCGUUUGUCCGGCGAUCGGAGGCCCGACGGGCGGACAUCCGAGUGGUGUUUAUCGGCGCCUCAAUCGUGCAGUACUGGUGCGAAGAGGGCUGUCGUGUAUGGGAUCAGUACUAUCACCGCAACGGUGCCGUCAAUUACGGCAUCUGCGGCGACACCAUUCAAAAUGUCUUGUGGAGAGUCCGGCACCGGGUGUUGGAUGGUCUCCAGCCGCGGGUGGUUGUCCUCCAAUGCGGCGCUAACAAUAUGGAGCCAUUCGGUCGGCCGACCGACGAAGACAUCGGUCGCGGUGUCGGCCAAUUGAUCGGCGAAAUACGGGCCAAACUGCCGGACGCGAAGAUUAUAUCUGUCGGACUCAUGCCGUUAAGUGACCCCCAGUUUACCGCUAAAGCCCGUCGUGUGAACGCUUGUAUCGCCCCCUUCGCUGAUGGUAAAGAUGUCCACUUCUUGGAUCUGAUCCCACAUAUGACUGAUAGCGAUGGCCAGCAAAGGGGCGAACUGUUCACCGAUGGCUUGCAUUUGUCGGCUGAGGGCUACGCUGUUUGGCACCGGUAUAUGUGGCCAGUGAUGGAGAAGUUGUUAUAAGUGAUGAUUGUUUUGAUGAUUAUUAGGUUUAGGUAUUGAUAUUGUGUUUGUUUUUAGUAUUAUUUUUACAUUGAUUUUGUACUGAUUUUGUAUUUUUAUUAAUAAACCAAUUGUUUUGUUAU